Messenger RNA from Grammomys surdaster, 669 nucleotides. It is a transcript of the gene Pld6, whose product is annotated as phospholipase D family member 6. Gene Ontology annotation, biological process: piRNA processing. Gene Ontology annotation, cellular component: mitochondrion. The coding region runs from base 1 to 669 and encodes 222 amino acids. NCBI's taxonomy places the organism in Eukaryota, Metazoa, Chordata, Mammalia, Rodentia, Muridae. The record is from RefSeq and is a predicted model, not a curated record. The transcript has 2 exons. Gene Ontology annotation, molecular function: RNA endonuclease activity producing 5'-phosphomonoesters, hydrolytic mechanism.
AUGGGGCGCUCGAGUUGGCGGUUGGUGUUUGCGGCUGGUGCGGGUCUCGCGCUGGCCCUAGAGGCACUGCCGUGGCUGAUGCGGUGGCUGCUGGCUGGGCGGCGGCCACGGCGCGAGGUGCUCUUCUUCCCCUCACAGGUGACCUGUACCGAGGCUUUACUGCAGGGCCCAGGCUUGCCCCCCGGGCCCUCCUCGGGCUGCCCGUGCAGCCUCCCACACAGCGAGAGUUCGCUGAGCCGCCUGCUGCGCGCGCUCUUGGCCGCCCGCUCCAGCCUGGAGCUCUGCCUCUUCGCCUUCUCUAGCCCGCAGCUGGGGCGUGCAGUGCAGCUGCUGCAUCAGCGCGGGGUGCGCGUGCGGGUCAUCACCGACUGCGACUACAUGGCCCUCAACGGCUCUCAGAUCGGCCUGCUGCGCAAGGCAGGUAUACAGGUACGGCAUGACCAGGACCUAGGCUACAUGCACCAUAAGUUUGCCAUCGUUGACAAGAAGGUGCUCAUCACUGGCUCCCUCAAUUGGACCACACAGGCCAUCCAGAACAACCGUGAGAACGUUCUGAUUAUGGAGGACACCGAGUAUGUGCGGCUGUUCCUGGAGGAGUUUGAGCGCAUCUGGGAAGAAUUUGACCCCACCAAGUACAGCUUUUUCCCCCAAAAGCAGCGAGGGCACUGA